Molecule: messenger RNA, 970 nt
Organism: Quercus lobata
Lineage: Eukaryota; Viridiplantae; Streptophyta; Magnoliopsida; Fagales; Fagaceae
Product: NAD(P)-linked oxidoreductase superfamily protein
Exons: 5
Coding region: 1-948 (315 amino acids)
Molecular function (GO): oxidoreductase activity
Source: RefSeq, a predicted model, not a curated record
AUGAGGAACAAUCAGGUGCGUUUGAACUGUGGAAUAACAAUGCCUGUCAUUGGACUAGGCACUUAUUCCUCCCAAAAUGAUAGGGAGACAACAGAAUUAGCCAUUCAUAUGGCCCUCAAGUUGGGUUACAGGCAUUUUGAUACAGCAAAAAUAUAUGGGUCCGAGCCAGCAGUGGGAAAUGCUUUAAGAAAGGCAAUUCUUGAUAAGACAAUAGAAAGAGAAGACGUUUUUGUUACAUCUAAACUCUGGGGGAGUGAUCACCAUGAUCCUGUUUCAGCACUCAAGCAAACUCUACAGAACUUGGGAAUGGAAUAUUUGGACUUGUACCUAGUGCACUGGCCAGUUAAGUUGAAGCCAUGGGCUUGUGAUUCAGUUCCAAAAGAAGAGGACUUUGAAAAACUAGACCUUGAGUCCACCUGGGCUGGAAUGGAGAAGUGCAUGGAGAUGGGGUUGUGUAGGUGCAUUGGUGUGAGCAAUUUCUCUAGCAAGAAGAUCGAACGACUGGUAGAUUUUGCUUCAGUGUCUCCAGCCGUCAAUCAGGUGGAAAUGCACCCAAUGUGGAGGCAAAGCAAGCUCAGAGAGACCUGUGCAGACUACAAAAUUCAUGUAAGUGCCUACUCACCACUAGGUGCACCCGGAAAUGCAUGGGGAUCAACAGCUGUGAUAGAUAGCCCAAUCAUCAAAUCCAUUGCUCUCAAACACAAGGCAACCUCAGCUCAGGUUGCUCUACAAUGGGGAAUAUCGAAAGGAUCAAGCGUGAUAGUCAAGAGCUUUAAUAAAGAUAGGAUGAAGGAGAACAUGGGGUCCUUUGAUUUGAAGUUGGAUGACCAAGAUUUCCUUGAGAUUGACAAUUUGGAGCAGAGCAAGACCAUGAGAGGGGAUUUUCUUGUUAACCAAACAACAAGCCCAUACAAGACACUUCAUGAUUUGUGGGAUGAAGAUAUUUAACCAUAACUACAAUGCUGUACCU